GAUGGUAAGCCAAGGUUAAGCUUCUACACAAAGAUGCUUCUUUGAACUUCGGGCCUUUUGACCCUACGCAUUCACUUGCCCCUUAUGACGUGAGCUAAGUAUCAAGCGAAAUGAAUUUACUCAAACUAUUCAUGAGCGCAUGUUCUUUCUUGGCAUCUUGAGUAUUCAUAGGUUCAUACCAUAUCGUCCAAUCUUUAAACUGAACACCCCCUCCAUUGAGAGCGUCAUUCGGGCAAUGUUUACCCCUUGUUCGAGCAUACAAUUCACAUCACUUGCAACCCCAUUUGAAAUUAUCAUUAACAUUCUAUUACUACCCCUCCUUUGAGAUCCCACGAGCUAGUUUUUUGGUUCUACAAAAGAGCUCCAAGUCCCUCCUCCUUGUCCUCUUCACAACCACGCACUCAAGAACUUCUUUCCUUCUUUCUUGAUCCAGGAACUUAAUUCUUUAUUAAUAACUCUUUUUGAUUUGCAAUACCAUUAAUUUGCACUAAUUCUUCAACUCUUCUUUGGUGAUCCCCAUCAUGAAGUCUUCUCUCUUAGCGGGAGUGCUAGGCACUGUCGUUAGUUUCGUCUCUGGUUCUACAUUUAGUCCAGUUAGACCUCCUGCGGUUCCUCUAGCUGUCAAAUCACCAUACAUGAGUACAUGGCUGGAGGCAGGAAGUACGGGUGCUAGUGGAGGCAUUCUCCCAGGGUAUUGGCCUCGUUUCUGGGCCGGACCUCAACCUGAUGGUUCGGUUGCAGGAGGCGCUGGCUCCGUCACUGGUUGGGCUGGUCUCAUCAAAGUAGAUGGCACAGCUUACACCUGGAUGGGUGCUGCAAGUGUCAAUGGUGUUGUUCCACCAAGUGUUACUCAAGAUCAUAUGGAGUAUACUUCCAGCAGAUCCACAUUCUUGAUGACUGUCGCUGGAAAAGUAUCGAUGAAUGUUACAUUCCUAUCACCGCUCACACCAGAUGAUAUUCGACGACAAUCGGUUAUUGGUACAUAUCUUUAUGUAUCUGCAAAAUCAUUGGAUGGUGCUACUCAUGCUGUUGAGUUGUACUGUGACACAUCUGCAGAAUGGACUUCUAUCCACAAAUCUGAUACUGCACAAUGGAAUUAUACCGUAAAUGAUGGCAUUGGCUCCCAUCGAAGUUGGAGACAAGACCAAAGUGAAUUCAAUGCGGAUUAUGCAGACGAUCAAGCUCACUGGGGUUACUGGCUGUGGUCUACCAAAGCCGUCAAUGGCAUGUCAUAUCAAUCCGGACAGGACUCUGUUGUUCGCGGAAAUUUCCUCAACAAUGGGUCUCUUCCAAAUACUCAGGAUACCGUCUACAGAUCUAUCGAGGAUGCUUGGCCAGUAUUUGGUUUCGCCAACAAUCUUGGAAAUGUUGGAAGUACUGCGGUUGAAACUCUUUACACUAUUGUCCAUGCUCAAGAAAACGCAAUCAUUUUCCUUGGAGAUGGUGGACUGAAAACUGUUCCUUCCUUAUGGGCUAGCUAUUGGGAUUCUGAUAUCUCUUUGGUCACCGAUUUUUACAACGAUUGGGUCAUGAAAUGGGGUGUCUGGGACCACAAAAUUGCCGUCGAUUCUCUUGCAGCAGGUGGCCAAGACUACUUGACUAUUACUUCUCUUUCAGCUCGUCAAGCAUUCGGAGCUGUUCAGCUUUGCGGAACUCCAGAUAAGCCAUACUACUUUCUCAAAGAAAUCAGUUCUGAUGGUAAUACACAAACUGUUGAUGUCAUGUUUCCCGCCAUGCCCAUCUUUCUCUACACGAACCCUAUUUUGUUGAAGUACUUGCUUGAUCCUCUUUACGAGAACCAAGAAGCUGGCCACUUCCCUCAAGAAUAUUCAAUCCAUGAUUUAGGUGCUAACUAUCCCCGUGCGGUUGGACACCCAACUGGUGAUGGAGAACCUAUGCCUCUUGAAGAAUGUGGAAACAUGAUUAUCAUGACUCUCGCCUACUCUCAACAUGCUUCCGAUAAAGCGUAUCUGACUCAACACUACCCACUACUCAAACAAUGGACUACCUUCCUCGUCGCUGAAGCUUUAAUCCCAGCAAAUCAACUUUCCACUGAUGAUUUCCAAGGCACUCUCGCAAAUCAAACCAAUCUUGCCCUCAAAGGUAUCAUCGCCAUUGAAGCAAUGUCAGUGAUUGCAAAUAUGACUGGAAAUUCCGCCGAUGCAUUGAACUAUACAAAUAUUGCACACGAUUACCUUACGAAAUGGGAGCAACUCGCUAUAGUCCCAGCCACUGCAUCUGUUCCAGCACAUACCAAAUUAGCCUAUCAAGAUAACGCUGGACAUGGUCUUUUGUACAAUCUUUACGCUGAUACGCUUUUGAAGCUCAAUUUUGUCCCAAAACGAAUCUACGAUAUGCAAAGCGAAUACUACCCAACAAUUGCUAAUGUAUAUGGUGUUCAACUUGACUCCAGGAAUGUUUGCACCAAAUCCGAUUGGGAAAUGUGGGCAGCAGCAAUCGCAUCUCCAUCCACAAAAUCCAUGUUUAUCUCCAAGCUCGCAACAUGGAUUGGUAUUACUCAAACUGACCGCGCUUUCACCGACCUUUACAAUACUCAAACUGCAGACUGGUGGUCAGGUCCCUUUAUCGCUCGUCCAGUCGUUGGUGGCCAUUUUGCUCUUCUUGCAAUCGAUGGCUCACCAACAACAACACCUAAGAGAGAGAUUGAAUGCGAAGCCAAAUGCAGUCUCACAUGUGACGCUAAAUGUGACACGGAAGAUGGAAGCGUGGCAGUCAAAUUUAAGGCAUAAAUGACGAAGCAUCUGUUACGAUACAUGGGAUCCGGCGGUUAGAGAUUAAUGAUGGGGUUUUGGUGAUAUCUUCUUUGCAUAUUUGGGGGGACUUUGGGGAGACUUUGGGGACAUUUAGGGUUAUUAGGCAUUUACGAUAGUUAGUUUGGCUAGAGAUACCACGCAUGAUUUUCUUGGGGUUAUGAAGGAGCUCGAAUUCUACACAUGUUUUAAUUCGAUUCAUUUCUAUUUUAUUUCUGUCUUGUUGCCGGGAAUCUGUGGAUUGAAUGCAGGAUGAUACUUUAUUUGAUUAGCAUUGUCACACCACUCAGCCCGUUGAGGGGAUACAGAGAGUACAAUAAGAAAAUAAUUUCUCCUCGCA
Messenger RNA from Botrytis cinerea B05.10, 3111 nucleotides. RefSeq lists its product as hypothetical. The record is from RefSeq and is a predicted model, not a curated record. The transcript is spliced from 11 exons. Bases 522 to 2750 code for a protein of 742 amino acids. NCBI's taxonomy places the organism in Eukaryota, Fungi, Ascomycota, Leotiomycetes, Helotiales, Sclerotiniaceae. Gene Ontology annotation, biological process: carbohydrate metabolic process.